GUUCAUCGUACACAUCUAGCAACAGCACAAACUCAUCUGUGAAUCGUUCAAACUACUACCAAUCGCCGCCGACAUCCGUGUCAACCGCUAAUACCGUUAUGUCCUCAUCGACGGUUCCAACUGAUUCAUCUAGUUAUUACCACCAGCAGCAGCAAUCAACAACAGCACAACAACCUCAGCCCAGCCAGGUAAGAAGUCAUUCCCGUGGUUCCUCAUCCCACGGUUACGCGCCUCCACCGGUUCCUUCGGCACAUCAACCGAAUCAGCAGCAGCAAAACUAUCAGACACCUCCCGUGGCCACAGCCAAUCCCGCUGAUGCGACUUCGAGCUACCAACAUCUACAAUCAUCUGCCAGCCCCUCCACUUUUACUCCUUAUUCUUCGUAUAACAGCACUGCUCCGAGCAGUGCACCAGCCACCACACAAGCAGUUAGCUCUAAUGGUUCCGCUUUCCAUCGUCCGGAGAGUGCUGCUCCUGUAGGCAAUGCGGCCGGUUCCGCUGCCGGUAGUUUCGAAAGUCCUCCGACGUACAUCCCCGACAACGGCGCCAAUCCCUAUCAGUAUCCCUACCAGGCGCAGGGCUACCAAACCCAAGGCUAUUACCCUCCUCCUGCGUAUCCUUACUAUCCGGCGGCGGGGGCUCCGUACUCUGCCGGAGAUCCCCAGUACCAUUCAUAUCCACCGCCGCCACCUCCCUCGAACUACAACUAUCCUCCGUAUCCUAGUCAACCUGGCGUCGGUCAGUGGCAGUAA
This is a messenger RNA of Armigeres subalbatus, 752 nucleotides long. RefSeq lists its product as uncharacterized. The annotation marks the transcript as partial. The transcript has a single exon. NCBI's taxonomy places the organism in Eukaryota, Metazoa, Arthropoda, Insecta, Diptera, Culicidae. The record is from RefSeq and is a predicted model, not a curated record.